UUGUGUGGGCAACCCAAAGAGUUAACUCAAUGCAACUGCACACACACACACACACACACACACACACACACACACACACGUAUCGAGUGCUGUCCAGCUGCCAUCAGCUUGCUCUGGUCAAGCGCGACAGGUUCUGGAAAAUGAUUUCUUUCCAUGUCCCUCCAGGCUUCCGUUCCCAAGUUUGAGAGGAUCCCCUGGCUUUGUGAGGCCAGCCUCAGGAACAAGCCCCUGGUGCUCAGCCUCCCCAAAAGAUACCCUCAUGGCCCUGCCACUUCUCUGAAUUCAUGGAGGAUGGGUGUGAAUUCGCCAAAUCCGUUUCAAGUUCCAAAUGGCUUAUCUAAGGCCAGGAGGAACCAGAGAGGCCCCAUGCUGGGCAGGAACCCGCAGCUGUGCUCCACAUGCCAGGAAGUGAAAAUGGUACAACCAAGAACAAUGAUGAUCCCAAAGGUUCUGAAACAUUCCUUUGAGAAUUGUAUGAGUCAUAGAAUGAAGUGUCUUCCGCCACCAAAAGCUCCAACUGAUCCCAGAUGUUCCCCUGAUGACAUCUCAACAGAGAGCAUUCACUACAGACUGCCCCUUCUGGGCCCCCGGGCAGGGGCCUUCCACGAGCUGUUGUCAGACUCCUACAAGGCUCUGCGGGGGAUACAGCUCUCUGCCUCGCCCAGAAAGGAGCCCACGGGCAAGACAAUGAGGCAGUGAGUGAUCGGUGCUCAACACUUUCCACUCCAGAGAGAAAACAACCUCACCAAGCCAGUCUCUCAUCAUUGCCUCCUGUCACCAAAACAGUGAGUCAAGUUUGCCUCCCUCAGAGUGGCUGGAAUCCCCUCUUGCCACCGUCUCACACACUUUUCCUAAAGACGAUGGCUUUAUUUAUACAAUUAUAAAGAUUUAUUGAUUAAAAUGGAACAUUUUGAGUGUCAUCAAUUUUAUUUUGGUAAAGAUUCUUAAUUGUGUUAUAAUAGGCAUCCUUUUCUUGUUUCUAAGACAUGAGUUUUCUGUGGAAAUUAUUUCAGCUCUUCCUUUAGGCCAGGGGGCUGGAGAUGGCUCCUGGAAGUCCCUCAGGAUUCAGCCCAUGAAGAAAAAAGGAGAUAAAUGGAGGUCGCCCUUCUGUCCUUAUCUCUGUCGGUUAACUCUGGUAGAGGACAGAGGAUAUUGUGAUUCUAUAACUGGAAUAAGGUACAUGGUCAGCUGUAAUCCUUGAGGACAGGAACUGUGACUUGUCUUGCUCUCCUCAUGACACCUUGCGUAUAUCAGAUGUUCAUCUAAUCUUUGUUCAAUCCAGUUCAAACCCAAUGCUGUGUUUUGUAGUUGCUUAUUUUGGUUUGAGGACCUGUCUCACCAGGUGUGUCCUGGCCCAUGUAUCAGCAGUGUCAGAGAGACCAAAGAAAGCUCUAGGCUUCCAAGUAUUAUAUUUAUGACCCCAAAUUCCAUGCCCAGCUUCAGGAGGGCUCAUAGAGAUCAGGCCCCUUACACUCCUUAGGAGGAAAUGGCCUUGUGAAAUGCCCAGGCUAAGUGGACCUUGGGCCAACCUGUGAGAACCAACCUCAGUGCUGACUCUAUUUGAAGAAUGGGCUUCAGGAAUCUCUAACAAAUGGCCUAAUGCUUAAAAUGACCUCAUCUCUCUCUCUCUCUCUCUCUCUCUCUCUCUCUCUUUCUCUUCC
Molecule: messenger RNA, 1661 nt
Organism: Myotis davidii
Lineage: Eukaryota; Metazoa; Chordata; Mammalia; Chiroptera; Vespertilionidae
Gene: CUNH1orf105
Product: chromosome unknown open reading frame, human C1orf105
Exons: 6
Coding region: 154-699 (181 amino acids)
Source: RefSeq, a predicted model, not a curated record